This is a messenger RNA of Dictyostelium discoideum AX4, 174 nucleotides long. RefSeq lists its product as hypothetical. The coding region runs from base 1 to 174 and encodes 57 amino acids. Lineage: Eukaryota; Evosea; Eumycetozoa; Dictyosteliales; Dictyosteliaceae. The transcript has 2 exons. The record is from RefSeq and is a predicted model, not a curated record.
AUGUUAUUCAAAUCAAUUAUUUCAUUAUCAAAUAAAUCAUCAAACGUAACAUCAUCAAAAUCAUUAUUAUUAUCAAAUGAUUCUAAUUUAAAUCCAUUUGAUUUAACAUGUAAUACUGUUUCAAAUAAGAGUUCAACAACUUUCUUUACAAGACCAAACUUUGUAAACUAUUAA